This is a messenger RNA of Durusdinium trenchii, 1228 nucleotides long. Lineage: Eukaryota; Dinophyceae; Suessiales; Symbiodiniaceae. The record is from the annotation of a GenBank genome assembly.
GGCUCCAGCGUGCUCGAUCCAGCCAUGGCGCCCGGACGCAAGCGCGACCGCUCCAGAACGCCGGAGGUGCCAUGGGAGCUCUUGCCCAAUGGUAAUGCCGUAGGUAUUCGCUCCACAGGCUCUCGGUCCAGAUCAGUUGACCGUCCGGCCAACGGUCGCGCCAAUGGGCGACCGGCGGCACCGGCACCGGUGGACCCGGCGCUGCUGGCGGCGGAGGCCCACGAGGCGGAGCGAGAUGCGUGGAGACGGCUGGUGAUCUUAUUAGCGCAGCUGAAGGGGGAUCGAAAAGUGGAGCAACUGCUGAAGGAGAAACAUCCUGAACUCAUGCAGGUGGCAGACAAAUGCGGAGCCUCCGGCAAGGCCAGCCUGAGCCUCCCAGCCGCCAAAGAUGCGGCGCGAGAAUGGUUCUCGCGCGGGCUGAGGGGUAGCAAUCAGCACGGCCCUGCGGCCAGAGCCAAGCUUUGCAAACAGCUGGCUGUGGCGUUGCUGGAGCGGGCCUCGAGCCUGAGCAGCGGCGUGCCGGUGUCCUUGGUGGCGGAGGUCCUGGACAAAGGGCGGCCCGAAGAGGAAGGCCCCUUGAUCUGCUCUUUGAUGGCGCGCGAGCUUCGGGGGAGUCGCUAUGAAGGACUGUGGAUCUCACGGAAAGGCCCAUCUGGACACUACUACUUGGGAGAUGAGCAUGAGGGCGCAAACCUCCCAACCACGGACAAGGACGGUGACCCCAUCCAUCCGCGUGUCCAUGCAGUGGUGAAGGUUGUGAAUGAGCAGUUGGUGAUUAGCGGCUUCUUCCUGGAUCCGGAAGAUGACACCAUGAGCCCUGCCAAGGUCCCCAUUGGGCCAUUCCUGAGCGUCUAUUUCGAGGGCAUGUCCGUGCGCGAGGCUUCGGCGGCCUGGAAAAACGGCCCCCCAAAGCGGCCGGCCAAGCCUGCGGCGCCGAAGCCAGGUGUCUUACUGGACCCGAAACUCAAAGAACUUCAGGCUGGUCUACCAGCUGGCUGGGAAGUUCGAGAGUCUCGGUCGAAGAAAGGCGUCUACUUCUUUGCUCAUCCGGCGACCGGGCGCUCGCAGAUGGAACGACCCAAGGCGUAGCAGCGGGGCAUAGCACCGCAGCGGCGUAGUUCGGCGCCUUUUUGGGUGGGCCGAACGUCAGACGAGCCGUUUGAGCUCGAGCUGAAGGAACGUAAAGGACGGGUCUGCCCUUUGCGGGCGGAGGUUGAGCGCAUGUGGC